AGCCCCUGCAAGAGCUGAGCUCGGAAGCGAAGCCCCAAACCCUCUUCCUCCGCCGGCCGCCGGCCGCCGCCACUGCCGCCUAAACGCCAUGGUGGUCCCACACCUGCGAGCGGCCCUCUCCCGCAUCCUCCGCUCGCCAUCCCGCCUCCCCGCCUCCUCGCACGCCCCUCCCAGCGCCGCCGCCGCUUUCUCGUCCGGCUCCUUCGCGGCGGAGGACUACCUCGUCUCCCGCUGCGGCCUCACCCAGGCGCAGGCGUUCAAGGCCGCCGCCAAGAUCUCCCACCUCCCUUCCCGAGCCAAGCCCGACGCCGUGCUUGCCUACCUCGAGAGCACCCUCCGCAUGCCCGCCGCCGACGUCACCAGGGUCGUCGUCAUGGACCCUUUCUUCCUCUGCGCCGACGUGGAGCAGACCCUGGCCCGGCGCGUUGCCGACCUGCACGACCUCGGCCUGUCGCGGGACCAGAUCGCGCGCCUCGUUCCCCUCGUCCCCAACUCCUUCCGCAACAGGUUCCUCCGCAGCAAUCUCGAGUUCUGGCUCGCCGAGAUCGGGUCCUUCGACAAGCUCCUGAAGGUCCUCAGGUCGUGCUCCGGCCUUCUCAGCAUGGAUCUGGACAAGGUUGCCAGGCCCAACGUUGCCUUCCUCCGGCAAUGCGGCCAGGACAUCUCUGAGAUUGCUGGCACCAAUCUCUACACCAGUCGGAUCUUCACCAUGAAACCGGAACUUCUCAAGGAGACUGUCCAGCGAGCGGAGGAGUUGGGCGUCGAGCGUGGCUCCAGAAUGUUCCGCCGCGCGCUUGCUGUGGUCGCUUUUAUGGACAGGAAGGUUGUUGGCAGGAGAAUACAGCUGUUACACAACCUUGGGUUCUCAAAGGAUGAUGUGCUGGCGGUUGUGAGGAAGCAGCCUCUCGUUCUGGGCUUUUCCGAGCAAAAGAUUCAGGGAAAUGUGGAUUUCUUGAUGAAGGAUGUCGGUCUUGAGGUAUCCUAUAUUGUGCGAAGACCAGUGCUGCUCAUGUAUAGUGUUGAGCGACGGUUGUUGCCCCGGCAUUGCUUGCUCAAAGUUCUCAGGGAGAAGGGUCUGCUCAAGGGUGAGCCGGACUACUAUUUCACUGCCUCAAUGGGUGACAAGAUUUUUUUGCAGAAAUAUGUGCAUCCUUUCAAGAACGAUGUUCCAGGCCUCACCGAUGACUAUGCCUCCAAAUGUUGGGGGAAGGCAAUUGAUGGAAUUCAUAGCCAAAAGACGCAAUGAAUAUUGCGGAAGCGUGUAGUGGAAAGGACAAGUCUUGACAGAAUCUAGAGCAGCAGUAUAGUGGUCAAGAUCCAUGGUGCUGGCUGAAAACCUGCCAUAACAUGCAAGUUGUUUCUAAUUGUCUGAGGGCAGGGUAUAGUUCGCUCACUGUCCAAGUUGCCUGUUAUCUUAUGUUUUCCUCUGAACGUGCAUCAUGAGAAAUCAAUAGUGUCUUUCUAUGGUAAUACUCAAACAAAGGCAGCAUGCAACGUAAUCUCUCUUUUAGGUUUUAGAAGCAUUUUGGGUCAUCUUGUUCUGAAUUUAGACUAUUUGGUUGGAGCACUUGUAGCUCCUUGUUGAGUUCCAUGGUACUUGGACUUAUAGCAUUGGAGUGAGAUAACUGAAGUGGUCUUAAUCUGGCAAGAAUGAUUUACACAGUGAGUGAUGGAUAAUUAGCCUUGCUCUUGCUUUUCUCUUGUGUGGAGCAAGUAGAGGUCCUCUGUUCUUUUGGCCAUGCACUGUAGUCAGCAACAGGCAGUAGCUGUAGGCAGCAACCGUAUAAGGUAGUGGAGUAGUGGGAAUAUGUUUUUGUACUUUCUCCUAUACAUUUGACUUGUGAUAUAUGCAAGAUAGGAGAGCAGCUGCA
Panicum virgatum (switchgrass) is the source of this 1871-nucleotide messenger RNA. RefSeq names its product transcription termination factor MTERF8, chloroplastic-like. Gene Ontology annotation, biological process: regulation of DNA-templated transcription; chloroplast organization. The transcript has 2 exons. The coding region runs from base 89 to 1246 and encodes 385 amino acids. Gene Ontology annotation, cellular component: chloroplast. Lineage: Eukaryota; Viridiplantae; Streptophyta; Magnoliopsida; Poales; Poaceae. Gene Ontology annotation, molecular function: double-stranded DNA binding. The record is from RefSeq and is a predicted model, not a curated record.